Corylus avellana is the source of this 3918-nucleotide messenger RNA. RefSeq lists its product as uncharacterized. Gene Ontology annotation, molecular function: transcription corepressor activity. Gene Ontology annotation, cellular component: nucleus. Lineage: Eukaryota; Viridiplantae; Streptophyta; Magnoliopsida; Fagales; Betulaceae. The record is from RefSeq and is a predicted model, not a curated record.
AUUCCCUCUCCCUCUCUAGUCUCUACAUCCCUUUGGCACCCGCAAAUUCAACCUCACACCCGUGAGAACUGAGCUCUCUCUUCAACGGGGCUUUGUUUCCCACGUGGGUUUUUGACGUUUCAAGCUCUGCCAUGGAGAUUGUGAGGAAGAUCAUUCAUCCCUUCCUUGGAAGCAACCUCACAGCUUCAUCGGGGUUUCUUAUAAGAUGGGCUAGGUGAAGAGUUCAAAUUCACCUGGUAAGCUGGUCCAAGAUGGAGUCAGUUGAUCUGGAUCAUGAUGGUAUUGAAGAAACAUCUGAUAAGCAGUUAUUUUCUCCAAGCUCUCCGGAUAGAACUGAUAUAUUUGGAGAUCCACAGGUGAAUACACGAGUUGGUGAUGAUUACCAAGCAGAAAUUCCUUCCAUGAUGACAGAAUUUAAGCGUCUUCAGCUUCUAAUGAACCCUGCUGAUUCAGGAGUUGUGGUUGAUGUUUCCCAGUCCUUUUUAAUGGGUUUACCUAUCCCAAUCACAUGGGUCCAGGAAGUGGAUGACAUUGAAAAUGAAACACAGGGAUUUCGUAAUAAUCAUGAUGAGGCAGUUAACCCAAAUGGGCCAGUUGAAUUGAGAAACAGAGCAAAGUUACUUAUUAAGUUGAAGAGGAAAGGUUCAGCAAUCAAUCUUGAACCCUUGGCUGUUGGGUUGGACCACGAAAAGGAAUCAAGAACUGAAAAUGUUGGAAAUAUUGUGGCAGGGAAAACAAGCUUAGCUGGACAGCAUAAAAGCAAAAGAUAUUGUCCAGUUCCAGGUUCUAAAUGUGACCCCUGGAAUGAUGCUGAAGUGAAGAGUUUCAUCCUUGGUUUAUAUAUAUUCGGGAAGAAUUUUGUUUCAAUCAAGAGGUUUCUAGAGAACAAAGAGUUGGGGGAAAUACUGUCAUUCUACUAUGGGGAAUUUUAUAGGUCUGAUGACUACCGUAGAUGGUCAGACUCCAGGAAGGUCAGAAGUAGGAAAUGUAUAACAGGACGGAAAAUAUUUACAGGAUGGAGGCUACAAGAGUUGAUAUCUCGUUUGCUUCCCAAUGUCCCAGAGGAAUUUCAAAUUACUUUGCUGGAGGGAUCCAAGUCAUUUGCAGAGGGAAGAACUUCACUAGAAGAAUAUGUCUCCUCUUUGAAGUCGACUGUUGGCAUUCUCAUUCUUGUGGAAGCUGUUGGCAUUGGUAAGGGUAAGGAUGAUCUCACGGGACUUGCCAUGGAGCCUGGAAAGAUGAAUCAAACAUUUCAAGUUUGUCCUAACCUACCAACUGGCAAAGCUUGCUCCUCUCUUACACCAAGUGAAAUAAUAAAGUUCUUGACCGGAGGCUUCCGGUUGAGCAAAGCCCGGUGUAAUGAUAUUUUCUGGGAAGCUGUUUGGCCCCGUUUGCUCGCAAGAGGAUGGCAUUCCGAGCAACCUAAGAAUCAGGGUUAUGUGAGUUCUAAACAUUGCCUGGUUUUUCUUAUGCCUGGUGUCAAGAAGUUCUCAAGGAGGAAACUUGUGAAGGGAGACCACUACUUUGAUUCUGUUAGAGAUGUUUUGAGCAAAGUGGCAUCUGAACCAAAACUUCUUGAGCUUGAAGCUGAAGGAGCUACACUCCAGAGCUGCAAUGAGAAUGGUUGGGUUCCAGAAGUGACAUCAGACCCAGAUGAUCCAUCCAAUCAUCAGCGCCAUUGUUACCUUAAACCCCGAGUUUCUACUUGCAAUCCAAAUCUUAUGAAGUUCACAGUUGUUGAUACUAGUUCAGUCCGUGGAGGAAAAUUUUCUAAUGUGAGAGAACUGAGAUAUUUACCAGCUGAAUCUACAAUUGCUUCCAAUCUCUCCAAUCAUUUGAAAGAUGAUGAAGGGAAAUUCUUUAAGAAUUCACUGGAUGAGUAUAAGGUAUAUGCUUCUGAUAUGCCAAUGAAUGUUGAAAAGAACACAAAUAAACUCAACAACCACAGUACGGGUACAUUUGAUACAAGUGGUCCAAAUGGUUUGAAGUUCACUGUUGUUGAUACCAGUUUGCUCCAUGGAGAAAAAUCAUCCAAGGUGAGAGAAACUAGAUAUUUGCCAGUUGAACUUAAAAGUACUUCCAAGCUUACUAGUCUUUUGAGAGAAACUGAUGGGACCUCCUCCGAGGAUUCACUGGAUGGGAACGAGCUGGAUGCCGCUGACAUUUUGUUGAACAGUGAAAAGAAUAUUCUAUCUGAUAGUGAUGACACAAACCAAAAGGAAAUAAUUAAUAACUCAGAUACUACUGCAAACAAAAUCAUGGAGGGCCACCAGGAUGAGAAGGCCACUAUGUCUGAUGACAGGCAACUGAAGAUGACUAUAAAGCACCAGUUUAGUCGGAGAGUAAAAUCUGUCCAUUCAAAUUAUGUAGCUCCUGUCAGCAAAAGGCGAAAAUUAACUGUUUGUGCUAAGGCAAAAAGAGAACGCAUUGUUGAGGACUUCUCAGAAGGCUUGGAGUUGAAGGAAGCAAAACCUUUUUUGGCAUUAAACUCACCAGAUGCAGGCAAGAAUGUGAGUUCUCAAGAGAAAGUGUCAAUUAUGUCUUCAUCUAAAGGCAGUCCAGAUAAGAUGAGUGGGGGAGGCAUUCUCAGUGGAAAUUCUUCUGGCAUGGACUUGUCCUAUGGGGAAAAUGAGAAACAUCAAUCCCCGCCAUCACUUGACCUGAACCUACCUCAGGUUCCACUGAAGUAUGAAGAAACAGGUGACGUAAUAGUGGACGUCAAAGACGACCAGGGCAUAAAUGCAGAUGGUUCAUGCUCUCCAUCUAAGACAAUGGAGCUGGUUCCUGACACAUUGAGAACCUCUAUAGAUGCGGGCGCUGCCAAACAGCAGCCUAAUAUGAACCCCAGGAGACAAAGCACAAGAAACCGACCACCAACCGUCAGAGCAUUGGAAGCUCUUGCAAAUGGGUUCUUAAGUGUCCAAAAGAGGCACAGGAGCACGGAAGUUCAGACACGAGAAAAUCCAUUCUCUAGUCCUUCCCGCAAGGCCCGAAGCAGAAUCAAAGUAACUUCAAAUCGUGGUAGCACUAGUACUAAGGCUAUAGAAAUGGAGGAAAAAGAGGUGAAUGAAGCCUGUAAUGCUAACAAACCUCUUGAUCCUAGUGAAAAAGAUUGGCUCACUAGCUACUAGGAUUUCAAAAGCAACCCGUCAUCCUAAAGUUUUUGAGGACAAUCUGGUGAGGUAUGUUUUUCGUACUUUGACUUGAAAAUGGUUCUUAAUUGCUCUUGAACAACCACUGGAGGUCCGGAGCAGCCACGGUAUCUUUGGGGAGUCUCAUCUACAUUCCUAUGAAACUAACCAGUCACUAAUCAUGGUGCACCAGAUCACAGUGCAGACCACUCUUUAACCAAAAAGCUGAGGGUUUUCUUAGCAGUUUGCCAUUUCAAUGACAACAGUAGAGGAGGUUAAUUUGCUACAAGACAUUCGGCAGAUGUGUUGCUGGUAGUAUUUGCAAUGCAAGCAAAUGGUCAAAGUCUUAAUGAUAACUGGGGUGCUUUGGGAAGGCUGUUUGGAUCUGAUCAAGUUGCAUAUAAAUAACACUUGGCAAUGGCUGUUAAUGGAUAUUUGCCAAAAUAGGGAGCUCUAGAAGGCUAUUUCAAGGAGCCAUCUGCCGAUCAAGUUUCUGUGUUUGCUCAGUUGAGCAUGUUCCUGUGCUCAAUGGAGUUGUGUUAUGAAAUUCAUUCUUCUUGUGACAUUUUAAGAAGUUGUAAGCAAUUAAAUUUUCUUUGUAAUUUUAUUGUUUUGACUGGACACAUUCAGUCCCCUCUUAUGCUUACUUGAAAAAAAAAAUGUAUUCAAUGUAUUCCUCUUUACUUCCUCAUUUAGCAAUGCUCUGUAGCAUGAGCAUACUGCUUUCAGUAUGUUGAUACAAAGUUGCAUGUGUAUGAAAAACUUUUGCCUAAUCUAAAGAAUUUAU